Molecule: messenger RNA, 1401 nt
Organism: Cercopithifilaria johnstoni
Lineage: Eukaryota; Metazoa; Nematoda; Chromadorea; Rhabditida; Onchocercidae
Source: the annotation of a GenBank genome assembly
AUGCUAUUAAAAUUGCUGUGUAUUUGCUUAGUUUCAGCCUACUGUGUUCAGAAUCAAAGUGCAUCCGUGGCCAGUCAUGAAAUAUCGAUUCUUUUCGUGAUUUUAUCGCAAAAUGCUGACUAUGAUGCUCGUAGAACUUCGAUUUUAUUCGAUUCCCUGAGGAAGCAAAUUUCGGAGAAUACAAAUUUGCAUGCCGAUAUUUUGAGGACGUAUGAAGAUCUGCCGGGACUAACUGGAGCCUGGGCAGUAUGGCCGAUGUUGGAAAGCCUAUCUCGAAAAUAUAAGGAAACGUUGUGGGAUUGGUUAUUGAUUUGUGAGCCGGAUACUGUAUUGAAUGUUAGUGCAUUAAUCGGAUACCUGAAUUCUUUCGACCGCAGUAUGGUUCAUGUAAUUGGACGAGGAUUGAGUGAUAAAACCAGUACAAUAAUUCAUCAUUUUUUCAAAUAUGAGAACGACGAGCAAUAUUUUCUUUAUCCUGAUUUUGCCGCUGGGCUAGCACUUUCGUGGACUUUACUCCGAGAUGUUGAUAUCCUUGCUUGGAAAGGUUUCACAAUCGAUGCAAAGCACGAAUUUGCCAGGCUAUUGAAAGAUAAACAUGAUAUUAGAUUAAGCAACACGCUAUCUUUCUGCCUUUUGGACUACGAAUCACCAUGUAUUACUCGGUACGUACAACCGGACUUCAAGUGCAUAAAUAAAAUAACCAACAAUGAUGUCUAUUUUGCGGUCAAAACCUUUAGCGAAUUCCAUAAAACGCGUAUAGUAAUUGUAAAGCGAACUUGGGCGAAAACGGCGAAAUUUUUAGAAUAUUUUAGUGACAUGGAAGAUCAUUAUGUACCAACUGUGAAUCUCGGCAUUCAAAAUACGAAAAGAGGGCAUUGUGGAAAAACUUUCGGCAUACUGAAAUAUUAUUUGAAAAACGAUGAAAUGUUAAGAACGAAAUGGUUGGUGAUAGCAGACGAUGACACUUUGAUAAGUGUUCCGAGGCUAUAUGAGCUUUUAUCAUGUUAUGAUGCAGAAAAGGAAAUAAUCAUCGGUGAAAGAUAUGGUUAUGGUUUUAGUACUGAUGGUCGUGAAGGAUAUGAUUAUCCAACUGGUGGUGCUGGAAUGGUAUUUUCGCGAAAAGCAGUGGAAAAUAUUACAACCUUCUGUGGUUGUCCGAAUAUUGAUUCACCUGAUGAUAUGAUUAUCGGGAUGUGCGCACGUCGUCUUGACAUUCCCGUAAUUCACUCCGCAGCCUUUCAUCAGGCUCAACCGGAAGAUUAUUCCGAGCUGUAUCUUAAACGAAUACGGCCUAUAUCAUUUCAUAAGUUCAUGGAUAUAGAUCCAUAUGAAGUUUACAUGGAACGUCUACAUGAAGCAUCCGCUCAAACAGCUAAUCGGCCAGUGCAUUCCGAGCUAUGA